CCGCAAAAUGGAUGCCGAACCAGGAUUCCACAAGGUUAGAGCUCAAGGCGGGAGAAAGAGAGUUGGCUGGAGAUGUUUUCGAGGUUGUAAGCGAUCAGAGGUCUAAUUUCAAGUCGCGAAGGUCAGAUGAAGAGGGGCAACGACCAUGGAUUUUGUCAAGAUUGGGGGGUGAAUUGCACCAAAUACCACUUAAAUGGGGUUAUUGUUGCAGGGUUACCACUUAAACAAAAUUAGUAGCAACUAAAACAUUUAAGUCGUUCUCCGGUAGCAACAUUACCAAUUUCGUCAACGGAAGUAACGGCAGGUACCGUGAAGGUAAUUUUCAUGACACAUAGGCAGACAGGUCAGCAAGAGUUGCUAACUCAUAUCUGGGCCACACCUAGGCUUGGGCCCACUCACCAAAAUGCAGAGAAAGAAAGGGUGUGAUCGCCCGCCGACUUCUCAUCUCCCUCUCUUUUCUGUUCUGCAAUUUCAAAAAGACAAAAACCCUUCCUCCAGAAGACAAUCGUGUGACGGCAGCAAGGGGAACCGAUUAGCAAGAUCAGCUCAUACUAAACGCAUAGGGUGUGAAGAUUAGAGAUUAACAUCAUCACAUCUUCCAUUGAUUAAGGUAAGUAAAUAGUAAUAUGCAUCUGCAAGUUGUUUGAUCUUCCUCUACUCCUUGAUUCUGAUUUCUUUUUCUUUUCAUCAUGUUCUUAGGCUUUGAAAUGACAUGUUAACGAAGAUAGCUUGUUAACGAAGAUAACUUGUUGAUGGAUUGAAAUAGGUAAGUGAUUCCUAGUACUCCAGCCUCCUGAAAGACGAAAGUGCUCUGUUCUAUAGAUGAAUAUGUGGUUUGUUAUUGUUGAAUUCUGGGUUUCUUUCAACAUAUGGUUUAUUCUUGCUGAAUUUGUGGUUUGUUCUGUAAUGGCAGGUUACAUAACAGCAAGCACGUGUUCCCCUGGCUUUUAUCAACAAAAAUGAGUCCAACUAUUAGGGAAGUAGGAGAUACCGAUCUGAUACCAACAUAUGGUGAGUUGGAUUUUUGUGUUGCUGCACUUUUCAUCAUUUGAUUUCAGGUUUACUAAAACUAAAUUCGGCUUCUUUGUUUUUGUUAGGAAUCGAUGAUGACAAGUUCACCAUCGAGCUGCAUUACAAAGGAGAGGUUGUGUAUGUACUAGACGAAGACUUGUGUUAUUUUGGCGGGGAAGUUAAGUACCUGGAUUGGAUAGAUCCAUAUUGCUUGUCUUUGUUUGAACUUGACGGAUAUCUUGUUGAGUUUGGCUUCUCAGAAAGUGUCAGGAUGUUUGAGGAAUAUAGAAUGAAGAAUGGUUGGGCAUACUAUUGGAGACUACCAGGAGAAUGAUUGAAGGAAGGACUUCAAGAGCUGAGAAGUGACAAAGAAAUUAUGGACAUGGCUGCCAAGGUUAUUCAAGAUACGAAAUUUGUAGAGAUCUACUUGAUCAAUAAAGAGGAAUUAACCAAAGCUAGCCUAGCUGAAGUUCAACAUGAAAUGGCAGAGACACUAUCCAAGUCUAAUGAAACUGAAAGUGGCAGCAAGGGAAGGAUCGAGUUAGAAGAUGAUUUGGGCCGCCAAAACAAUGUUGAUUAUGUUGACAACAGGGAACCAAAUGAGUUUGACACUUAUCACCCUGCAGAGAGUGACCCGGAACAAGGUUUGGAUGCUGAUUUUGAGGGCAAUUAUGAAGAUAUGGAGGGACUAAGCAACGAUGGAGAGGGUGGCAGUCAUGAAAUAUACAUAGAUGAUGCAUUUGAUGUCCAUUCCGAGGAUGAUGUAUAUGAUUCAGACUACCUAGGAAGCAACAAUUCAGAUGAUGAAGAAGAGGUCCAGAGGGUUCCAAGUCAUCCAAGGUACCCAGAGUUCAAUUCAGAGAAGGAUAUGAGCGAUCCCCAUUUCUGUCUACAUCAAAUUUACAGGGAUUUUGAUACGUUCAAGGAUGCCGUGAAGAGCUACUCCGUAAACAGAAAACAACCACUAAAGUUUAAGCAUAAUGACAAUAAAAGGGUCCAAGUUGUGUGCCAAACAUGUUGUCCAUGGAACAUAUGGGAUGCCCCAACUGAUGAUGGAAAGGAAGUUCAGAUAAGAUCUUGUUGUCUAAAGCAUGAGGGGUGCAUCAUGAUGUUGAAGAACAAUUUUGGGGAUGCUAACUACAUAACUCGAAGGUACCUGCAGAGGUUUCAGGAUGAUCCACAAUGGGGGGUUGCGUCAAUUGUCCAAACAGUUGCAGAAGAUUAUCAUUGGACUAUUUCAAGGUGGAAAGCUUGGAGAAUUAGACGUAUUGCCUUGGAUCUUUUGAGAGGCAAUGCUAAGGAGCAGUAUCAUAAACUGCAGGACUACUGUGCUCAAGUUGUUAGGACAAGUCCUGGUUCAACCUGUUUUGUGGAAACAUCUUAGCAUUCCAAUGUCCUCAAGAGGAUGUAUUGUUGUUUACAACCUUGUAAGCUGGGGGGCUGCUUUCUGCAGAAAGGUAGUUCUUCUCGACGGAUGUUUUUUGAAAACAGACUAUGGAGGACAAUUACUCUCUGCAGUUAGCCUAGAUGGGAACGGAAAGAGUUUUCCUUUAGCAUAUGCCGCAGUCAAAGUUGAGAAUGGAGACAACUGGACUUGGUUCUUAAACCAACUGUGUUGAGACCUUAAUAUCUUCAAGGAUUCAGGAAAAUGGACAUUUAUGUCAGAUAAGCAAAAAGUAAGAAUAUUGUUAGAAUGUACUUUGUUUUAUAAUGUUGUCUUGCUGUAGAGUAAUGUGGUUUUUCAAUUACGAGGAAGCUGGUUUCUCACCUUGGGUUUCUUUUUAUGGUUUUCUGCACCAUUUGUAGCAUGGACACUUUAGUUUAUACUACUACAUUCUGAACUUUGGAUCAUUAUUUGCACAACCACUUUGUUCCUGGGUAUCGAGAUUGGUGUUCUCAUUGGGGUAAGAAGCUUUAUUGACAAUUAGCAAGACAAACUAAAAACCGAGAGCAUGGAAUGAUCAUGAAUGGUGGAAGAAGUUGUCUAUCUCACUUCUGUCUCGACUUUGAAACUGUAGGUUGGUGUGUCACUUGCUUGAUCUAUUUUGCAGCAGCUUUUAGCAUUGUUGUUAUGUAAUGGUUUUGGAUUUGAAAUUGAACAAGAAGGCUCUGGUCUAUUUUGAAGCAACAGCAAGCCAUAGUAACACUUCUAAUGGUUUUUACAUCAUUCAAAUCCACUACAUCAUUCAAAACAAGUUGCCUAACACAUUACAGUAUCCAGAACAGGUUCCACAACUCAUUACAUAAUCCACAACAGGUUCCCACCUCAUUCCUUGAUUCCAAACAGGGAAUCCAUCACACUCUUUGCCAAAAGAGCUCCAACCACAAUAAAAAAACCUUUGCUGACUUCUCGGAAAAAUGAGUUGUGAUCGUUCCUCCUCUCCACCUCUCGGAUUCUCUUGUGCAUGGCAAGAACAAGGCGCUUAAUAUUAUCUUCAAGUGGUGGAUCAAUCCAACGGAAAUAAUUACAUGCAUUUGCGCCCUACGAAUCAAGCAUGAGAAGAAUCAGAUCCAGAGUGUACAUAUUAGAAAGCUUUGAUAAAAUGAAAGCUAAGCUAAUCGUUCUAAUCUAAUCUAAUCAGCUUACCCGGUAAUUGGCGCAGCCGAAGAACCGUCUUCCGGGGUUGGCAUCGGUCCAUGAAGUUCUAAGAACCGCCGGUACCGCGCACCGGCACAGUGGACUUGCAGCCGCCAUUGUCGACCGACUUGGAGGAAGGAGGAAGUGGGCAGUGGGCAGAAAUGAAAUGUGAGAAGGGGAUUGUGAAAAAGAAGAUGGGGCAGGAAGCAUAGAUACUGCAGGAGAAGAGCGGGAUAAUGGCAAGCCCGCGCGGAAAGAAAUGAGCGGGAAGAAAAUCCAAAUAUGAGUUAGCAACUCUUGCUGACCUGUCCUGCUUAUGUGUCAUGAAAAUUACCUUCACGGUACCUAUCGUUACUUCCGUUGACGGAAAUGGUAAUGUUGCUACCGGAGAACGACUUAAAUGUUUUAGUUGCUACUAAUUCUGUUUAAGUGGUAACCCUGCAACAAUAACCCCACUUAAGUGGCAUUUGAUGCAAUUAACCCGAGAUUGGGGCUAUCGUCUGCGGUAGUGUUAGGGUUCGAGUCGAUUUGCUGGAGUAGGGGAAAAAAGAAAUUCAAUUUGGGAAAGAUAGAAGAAUCAGGAAAACACUUUACCUUUCAGCAAAUUGGAAUUGGGCUUCUCAGCGGGUGUAAUAACCGCUGGUGAAUACGCUGCCAUAGUUAUAGAUGAGAUAAUUAAAGCCCGGCAGCGGUUAAGAAAACCUCUAAAAGGAA
Linum trigynum is the source of this 4303-nucleotide messenger RNA. The record is from the annotation of a GenBank genome assembly. Lineage: Eukaryota; Viridiplantae; Streptophyta; Magnoliopsida; Malpighiales; Linaceae.